ACAGCUUUGCAGGGAAGUGAAGAGUUCUGGCUGAGGAUGAUUUCUCAGGUAAUUUUUACCCUUCUCCUUGGUGCCGGAGUGAUCUUCCUUCUUUUCACCCUAUGGAAGAGCAGCAGAGUGAGACAAUGGACUACUGGGCUGGUACGGAGGCGGUUUCUCAAUGGCCUAUACAAGAAGAAUCACGAGAAGAUGUUAAAUUAUGACACAAGUAAUGCCCAGGCUGUACAAGAAUCGUUGCUUUCGGAAAUACUGAAGAAACAGCAAAAUACAGAAUAUGGUCAGAAACACAAUUUCAAAGACCUAAUAGAUGUGUCCUCAUUUCAGAAGCUCCAUCCCCUUACUCAGUACAGUGACUAUAAAGACUUUAUCCGGCGCACCAGAGCGGGAGAAGAGAACAUACUACUAAAUGGAAGACCUCAUGCUCUGAUAACCACCACUACAGGAACACUGACAAACCCUUCACUGAUCCCAAUCAGUGCUAAGAGCACCAAAGAACUCUCCCUUCAGGGGACAGCUGUCUAUCUGGAAGUAAUUCAACGUAAUUUCCCUGCAGCUCUGGAAAAGGUGGCCAAGUUCACAUUUUCUUUGAAUGACAAUCACUCUGAAGCUGGGAUUCCGAUUAUUCCUUAUCCUUCUGUCUGUUUCUUCAGCCUCCUGGAAAAUAUUUACUUAUCAACAAUCCCUCUUCAUUAUUUUAUGUCUCAUUAUGAGAUUCUGUACACCCAGCUGCUUUUUGCACUGAAGGACGUAAAUAUACGCAUCCUUGAAGCCAAUUACUCUUGGCUUCUUCGUCAUGUCUUCUCCAUCUUAGAGGAGUCUUGGGAGUCUCUGAUUACAGAUAUCCAGCAAGGACGCCUUAAUCCAGAAUUCAAGCUACCUCUGAAUAUCAGAAAGCAGAUAGAAGAUGGUCUGGUCCCUGAUGCAGUCCGCGCUGAAGACCUACGAGCACAAGUCAAAGAGGGGUUUUGUGGUAUUGCCAAGAGAGUGUGGCCAAACCUGCAAGUGGUUAUAGCUAUGGAAUCUGGUGGCAGUGACUUGGAUAAACACAUACUUAGGGACAAUGUAUGCCAGGGGGUACCAUUUUACUCCCCCUUGUACUUUACAGCAGAAGGUCUUUGUGGAGUGAAUUUGUGGCCUGUAGAAGAUGUAUCCCAUUAUGCAUUGUGCCCCCCCGCUCUGUAUUCUUUGAAUUUAUACCUGUGGAUACCAGCGAUCAGGAGCAACCACAAACCCUGUGUAUUCAAGAUGUUUCUGAGGGGAAAGCUUAUGAGUUGGUUAUAACUAACAGAGAUGGACUUUACAGGUACCGGCUUGGGGACAUUGUACAAGUUACUGGAUUCCAUAAUCGCAGUCCUAUAUUAGAACCCCUUUACAGGAAAAGCCAGACCCUUAAUGUACGUGGAGAGCGUAUUUCAGAAUCUAGUUUCUAUAAAUCUCUUCUCCAGACUGUAAGAAUGUGGCCUGGGGCCUCCCUCCUCAACUACUGCUGUGCAGAAAAUACAAUUAUGGGUCAAUUCUCCGGGGGCUCUGACCCUCACUAUAAGGUGUUUGUUGCCCUAAAAGGUGUGCGAGACCUUUCUGAGGAGCAGAGAUAUAAGGUGAGCACAGCCAGUGAUGACUCUAAUAUAUAAUCAUUUGCACUU
Messenger RNA from Staurois parvus, 1643 nucleotides. Lineage: Eukaryota; Metazoa; Chordata; Amphibia; Anura; Ranidae. The record is from the annotation of a GenBank genome assembly.